Molecule: messenger RNA, 571 nt
Organism: Anopheles aquasalis
Lineage: Eukaryota; Metazoa; Arthropoda; Insecta; Diptera; Culicidae
Product: bolA-like protein DDB_G0274169
Cellular component (GO): mitochondrion
Source: RefSeq, a predicted model, not a curated record
AACACGCCAAUUUUAUUGUUUCAUCCAGAAAUUCAACAUAAAUAAUUCUUUAUUUCAGAGGCCACUACACCGCAAGUGGGAGGCAGCGUCACAGUAAACAGAUAAGUUCGUGAUGCUGAUCAGAAGAGCCGGCAGAGGAGUUUUCACAACAAGUUGGAUAAAACCUGAAUGGCCAAGAAGCAUGAGUGCGGCAACAAUGGAAAAUCCCAUCGAGAAUGCUAUCCGGGCCGGACUUUCGAAGGAGCUGGCACCCGUGCAUCUGGAGGUGGUGAACGAAUCGUAUAUGCACAACGUUCCGAAAGGGGCAGAAACACACUUCAAAGUGUUGGUUGUUUCGCCGCAAUUCGAAGGAUUGCCCCCGAUAAAGCGGCACCGAUUGGUGAAUGAUAUUGUGAAAACCCAGCUAGCGGGCGAUUUCGUGCACGCGCUAUCGAUAGUGGCCAAAACACCGCAACAGUGGGAUCCCAACUAUACCCUACAACCUAGCCCCAACUGCAAGGGAGGUUUUGGCAAGUGAGACCUGUUCCGUUGAUAACUACUUAGUGAUAUUAUAAGCCGAACGCAACCGAAA